Scleropages formosus (Asian bonytongue) is the source of this 1503-nucleotide messenger RNA. It is a transcript of the gene hs3st1l2, whose product is annotated as heparan sulfate (glucosamine) 3-O-sulfotransferase 1-like 2. The transcript has 2 exons. The coding region runs from base 130 to 1014 and encodes 294 amino acids. NCBI's taxonomy places the organism in Eukaryota, Metazoa, Chordata, Actinopteri, Osteoglossiformes, Osteoglossidae. Gene Ontology annotation, molecular function: [heparan sulfate]-glucosamine 3-sulfotransferase activity. The record is from RefSeq and is a predicted model, not a curated record.
CCCGUCGAUACGAGGAGUCUGCCGGGCGGUGCUGUCCCAGGUGUCCUCCAGCCCUUCGAAGAGUUCAGCUGAUGAGCGCGGACUAAGGACUGGGCUGGCUGUGCUGCGCUGUGUCAGCUCUUGUCCACCAUGGUGUGGACCCUCCUUCUGGCUCUCCUGCUGCUCUUUCUGCUGCAGACCCAACUUUGCGUGUGUCUCCGGGGGCUUCGUGCUGCCGCCGCACCCCUCCCGGUCAAUGCUACGCAGCGCCUGCCCGGCGCCAUCAUCAUCGGCGUGCGCAAAGGUGGCACGCGAGCCCUGCUGGAAAUGCUCAACUUGCACCCCGAUGUAGAAGUGGCCAAGGCUGAGGUGCACUUCUUCAACCGGGACGAGAACUACCGUCGCGGACUGUCUUGGUACCGUGCCCAGAUGCCUGUGUCCCUGCCUGGCCAGCUGACCGUGGAGAAGACCCCGGGUUACUUUGCAUCCCCAGAAGCACCCGGAAGAGCGCGGGAUAUGGACCCAGCCGUGCAGCUAUUGCUGAUCGUGCGGGACCCGGCGGAGAGGCUAGUGUCCGACUACACGCAAGUGCUGCACAACCGGCGGCAACGCGACAAGCCGUAUCCCCCCCUGGAGGAGCUGCUGCUGCGCAACGGCCGCAUCGACGCCAGCUACAAAGCCCUGCAGCGCAGCCUGUACCACCUGCACCUGGGGCGCUGGCUGGCCCACUUCCCACGAGCCCAGAUCCACGUGGUGGACGGCGACGCGCUCAUCAAAGACCCCUUCCCCGAGCUCCUCCGGGUGGAGCGCUUCUUGGGGUUGCCCCCUCGCAUCAGCAUCUCCAACUUCUACUUCAACGUCACCAAGGGGUUUUACUGCCUGCUUUCCGCCGGCCGAGACAAGUGCCUGGACGAGUCGAAGGGCCGGCCUCACGCCCCGAUCGGCCGCUCGGCCCUGCGGACGCUCUGCCGCUUCCUGGAGGAGCCCAAUCGCCUUUUCUUUAGCAUGGUGGGCAGGUCCUUUGCCUGGUGCUGAUGGCCAACCCAAAACCCAGAGGGCUGCAUUUGCAGUUCGCACGCUGGUCGGGACAAAGGAAAUGGGCGACUCCUGAGUCCCCCGUGAGCUCCCAUGUAGCCUCCUUCACAGAGCAAAGCUGUCUGGAGGCUGAUGGGACUGUCCAUCAGCGUAUAUCAAAGUGAAUAUGUACUGCUUGAAGGAUGGGACGCCGCUGCCCGUUACCGCUAUGCACUGUGGCACGACAGAAACCCACCUCUUGCGGACUGCACGCGAGCCGGCCUAAGAGGAAUUCGGGGCGGAAAGCGACGCCUGCUGACUUUGCCCUGCUCUUUGUGCUCGCUGCACAGAUUAUCAAGGACAAUUUUCAGAAGCGAUUGUGUCCUGGUCAUGUAGAGUUAUAGCUAGUUGUUUCUACUGACUCGUGUGCGGUCAUGUGUCACGCACGGUCACUCAUGCACGUGGAACUGAGGUGUGUGUUUAAACAAUUAAACUUCACUUUUAUUGAAA